Molecule: messenger RNA, 1036 nt
Organism: Sphaeramia orbicularis (orbiculate cardinalfish)
Lineage: Eukaryota; Metazoa; Chordata; Actinopteri; Kurtiformes; Apogonidae
Product: fibroblast growth factor-binding protein 1-like
Exons: 3
Coding region: 1-936 (311 amino acids)
Biological process (GO): cell-cell signaling
Molecular function (GO): growth factor binding
Source: RefSeq, a predicted model, not a curated record
AUGACGCAUCAGGAUUCAAAGAAACCCGCUGCCAGCUUUCCUCUGCUUUUCCACUGCAAGGAGGUGCGUGUGUUGGGCGGGAGGAGUGGGCGUGACGCAGCGGUGCACUAUGAAAGGCACGUGCGGGGCCGGAGACACCCAGCAGAACAAACAGACGCAGCUGCGCACACUCCAGUACCAGUGCUUCCUCCUCCUCUUGCUGAAGACAUGUUGCUGCUGAGGACUUCCACCCUUUGGCUUCUGUUGGCCUUCCUCGCGCAGCUCGUCUGUCUGUCCUCCGGGGCUCGUGAUAAAGGACGCGGAGUUUCUCAGAGUGCGGCUGCGCAGAGUGCGGCACCGGCGGCGGGCAGAGCGCAGAGGAGCGGGGCCAAGUCCGGAGGGGCCACCCGGGGCAAGUUCCCCAUCAAGGACGGGAUGCAGUGCACGUGGACGGCCAAAGACGUCGGGGACAGGGUCAAACUGUCGGUUAAAUGCGAGAACCCGCGGGCGCGUGUCGAGGGCGGAGAGACGGACCUGAGCUGUGAGUACUACGCCAAACCCCAGACCUGUCCGGGGUUCCAGUCCGACCCCAAGGCCUUCUGGAAACAGGUGGGCCGCGCGCUCAAGCGACUCCAGCGCAAAGUGUGCCGAGAUGAGCGCGCGCUGGUUAAAGCCGGUAUGUGUAAGCGCGCGCCUCGGGACGCGCACUUCAAACUGGACAUGUUCAGCUCCGUGGUGUCCGCUCAGUCCGGCGAGGAUGUCACUGUCCCACCGACACCCAGGACUUCCGCCUCCUCCACUGCCUCCACGGCGACCACCACCACGCAGGCUCCCACGGGGACCACAACCUGCAAGGGGCGCGCGGACCACCGGAAAACGGCAGAGGAGUACUGCAGCAGCUCGUGGGCCAGCCUGUGCUCCUUCUUCUUGUCCAUGGUGCAAAGUGAGGACUGUUAGCUUCAGGUCCCUGGACGGAGUGUGGACACAGAAAAUAGAAAAUACACAGUUUUAUGUAAACAUAUUUUCGUUUUUUUUUUUUUUUUCGUUUUUUUUUUUU